This is a messenger RNA of Cydia strobilella, 3620 nucleotides long. RefSeq names its product double-strand break repair protein MRE11 (gene mre11). The record is from RefSeq and is a predicted model, not a curated record. Bases 99 to 1958 code for a protein of 619 amino acids. NCBI's taxonomy places the organism in Eukaryota, Metazoa, Arthropoda, Insecta, Lepidoptera, Tortricidae. Gene Ontology annotation, molecular function: manganese ion binding; 3'-5'-DNA exonuclease activity; single-stranded DNA endonuclease activity. The transcript has a single exon. Gene Ontology annotation, cellular component: nucleus; site of double-strand break; Mre11 complex. Gene Ontology annotation, biological process: meiotic DNA double-strand break formation; double-strand break repair via homologous recombination; mitochondrial double-strand break repair via homologous recombination.
ACAUUAUCAACAAGCAACUUGUGACAUUUGGCGUUGGCGGGUCGGCUUGAUAAAUAAUUUACAUUUACUUUGAGUAUCAAGUGAAAUAACUUACCGAGAUGCUAAAUACCGACACGUGGAACCCUGAGAAUACAUUAAAAAUCUUAAUAGCUUCGGACAUUCACCUGGGCCAUGUAGAAAGCGACCCGGUGCGCGGUGACGACAGCUUCCUCGCGUUCGAGGAGGUGCUGGCCGAGGCGGCGGCGCGCGACGUCGACCUCGUGCUGCUGGGCGGCGACUUGUUCGACCACGCCAAGCCCUCGCCCGCCUGCAUGUUUAAGUGCACGCAGCUCAUCCGCCAGCACUGCUUCGGUGACAAGCCGGUUCGCAUCGAGCUGCUGUCAGAUCAGCUCGAGAACUUCUCACGCAACAUAAACUACGAGGAUCCCAAUCUCAAUGUGUCGUUUCCCAUUCUGUCCAUCCACGGCAACCACGAUGACCCCGUGGGACAGGGCAGCGUGAGCUCGCUGGACAUCCUGUCGAUAACCGGGCUCGUCAACUACUUUGGCAAGUGGAGCGACUACACGCGCGUGCGCAUCUCGCCCGUGCUGCUGCGCAAGGGCUCCACGCAGCUCGCGCUCUACGGCCUCAGCCAUCUUAAGGACCAGCGUCUUUCACGCCUUUUUGCAGAGAAGAAAGUUGAAAUGGAGAUGGUGGAUGACAGCAACAAUUGGUUCAAUAUGCUUGUUCUGCACCAGAACCGUGCGGACCGGGGCCCAGGUAACUUUAUACCAGAAAAAGUGCUACCAAAAUUCCUGGAUCUGGUGGUCUGGGGUCAUGAGCAUGACAGUCUAGUGUUCCCAAUCAAGGGAGAAAAGAAUGAUGAUUUUAUGGUGGUGCAGCCAGGUAGCACAGUGGCAACAUCUCUAGCUGCAGGAGAGGCACUGCAGAAACACUGUGCUCUAUUAGAAAUCCAUGGAAUAAACUACAAAGUUACCCCAAUUGCGCUUAAAACUGUUAGACCAUUCAUCUUUAAAACCAUAGUUCUCUCUGAAGAAGAUCUCGGGGAGGAGGAGGUCAACGAGCAUGAGAAGGUGCAGGAAUUUCUGAAGAAUAAAGUCAAUGAGGCCAUUGAAGAGGCAAACAAUCUCCGCAGCGGGCAUCCCAAACAACCCACCCUACCACUUGUAAGACUGAGCGUGUUUUAUGAGCGGCCAAGCCAGGAUUUUAACAGGAUGCGUUUUGGUCAGAAUUUUACUGGACAGGUUGCUAAUCCAAAUGAUCUUUUAAUAAUGAAGCGAGAGAAAAAGUACAGGGAGCGCAAGGAGACAGAGGAAAUGGCAGAGGUAGACGUGGCGCGCGCGGCGCAUGAAGCAGCCGAUGUUGAGGCGUUACUGGCCGCGUAUUACGCUGCGCUGCCGCCGGCGCGCCAGCCCGUCGUGAUGAGCGCGCGCGCCGCCACCGAGGCCGUGCGCGACUUCACACUCAAACACGACGAUGGCGUGUUCCGCCGCGUGUUCGACGCGCACCGGCGCCGCGCCGUCGAGGCGCUGCUCGAUUCCACUGCCGAGACUGACGAGGAGAUCAUGGAGCGCAUGCGGCUGGCCAAGGAUGUGCUCGAUUCUACUGAUCUUGAUCAGCUGAAGAUGCUCGUAGACCUGAACAUCGUGGCGGAUCCUGCGCCUAAAACUAAACCGCGCGCAACCAGCAAAGCGGCUACGAAGACUUUAGUGGUACUUUCGAGCGAAGAUGAGGCACUGGAGGCGUCGAACACGCCACGCGGGGGCAAAGCGACGCGCUCGCGCGGACGUGGACCACGUGCGACACGGGGCCGACCGACGCGCUCGGUGCCGUCACCCGCUCCGACGCCAGAGCCGGAGCGCCGCGCGCCGCGUCGCGCCGCCACCAAGGCCGCGUGGCUGACGGGCGCCGCGGCCGGCCGCACGCGUAACUCCUCCAGUAUCGAGGACUCCGACUGAGCUGUACCGUCGUCGACAUAAAUAACCGACUAUUGACCUUUACUUUUUCCAACAAGAGGUCCAGUUAAUUCGUUUUUAUUAUCACAAAUAAUUUUGAUUAUAUCGCAAAGUUGUCUAAGACCCGUUUGCACCAACUCUCUUUAAAAAACAAUGUACAGAUGUAGUGUAGUGCAUAAUUUUCACAGAAACUUACGAACGUGUCUUGCUAUUUCAGUCAGUCUCGGUACUACUAACUAGCAUGACAAAUACGAGCGUUUCCGAGAAAAUACGAUGGAAAACUAUAGGAGGAUAAAACCAAACGGAGACUCCACGUCUGUAAUCUGGGGGCACGGCAGUGCCCCCGCCAAGUCAAGCAAAACAAAGAGGCACGGCCGUACCAUCCUUUUUUUUUAUGUAUUGAGAAACAAACAGUCUUAAAAUAAACAUAAGGAACUUAGCUAAUAGCUACAAAUUGAUUUUUUAUAGACCUAUAGUUUCCUAGCUCACAUAUCGAGGUACAAUUAAAAAGUAAUGAUAAAUAGUGCAAACUUGCCACUUUGCUUGCUUGCUUUUUUUCGAAGCCAUUCAGAAUUUUCAACGUCCUGUAAUUUUGUGCUGGCUAAAGCUAGAGCCCUGAGAUUUUCAGUGACAUAUAGGGCAUGAUAUGGCAAUCGCACAUAAUGCUUUACUCGUACCGUACUCCUAAAUAUGUGUAAUGCUCAAGCUGCAUGUGAUUAGCGCUAGCGUUAUGUUCAAUUAGAAAUAUAUUUAAUAGUUGACGAUGAUCCUUAUGUCAUUAUGCAGCCGUGCGAUGGCCUAGUCAUUAUACGUAUUAAAAAUUAAAGAUUUUUAAUAUUGAUGCGGUUUUAACACCCCCUGGCACUGACUAAAAUAACCGACUUGGUCUCACAUUACAUCUCAAAACUUUUUUGUAGUAGAAGUAUUGCGUUGCGAGACUGGCAUCUUUUUACAUAUGUGUUUGAUGGGAUUUUCUGUACAAAAAAGUCUGCCGAUUUUUGCCGGGGCAUCAAAUGUAUGCGUAACGUCAAAAUCAUACAUUGUGUAUGACCAUUGGCCGGUUAUUUUCGACAGAGCGGAACGCAUGUUAAUGGUUGCUCCGUUUGGUUAUAUCCUCCUAGGUGGAAAACAAUUAUGCACUACAUCUGUACCAUGCUAUUUUACAGUCAACAUAUGUUAAAAUUAACGAUUUCUAUUCCUAUAUGUUAUUAUUUUAUUAUUGUCAAAUUCAUAUUAUUUUUAUAUUGGUUAUGAUAAUUUCAUUGCAAAAAAUAGCACUAGUUUUGUACAAACAAUCGUCACCAACUUAUUCACUACUCUCCAAUAUAAAAUGUACAAAGAGCUCAGUCAUAGUGUUAUUUGUGCAACUGGACUCUAAUAUGUGACUGACUGUAGGGUCGACAGUGGUAAUAUGUGUAAUUAAGCUUAAUUUUUAAGUGAAAUGUCAGCUUUCUUUUAAUUCAAAUUUAAAGAGAAAAGUAACUUAUCUAAGUACUAACUAUUAAUAGAGGCCAAGUAUAAUAACGGUUAUCACACUGAUGCGGGUCCGUACGCCGCUCCGGUAUGUGAGCGAGACAGCACUUCUGCUCAUAUAGCGAUGACCCAUUCACACCAGAGCGGUGGAUGCGCCAACCUUGUCGAGCAUACAGCUGUAAGCUGUAAGUG